This is a messenger RNA of Dissoconium aciculare CBS 342.82, 896 nucleotides long. RefSeq lists its product as uncharacterized. The transcript has a single exon. Bases 156 to 680 code for a protein of 174 amino acids. NCBI's taxonomy places the organism in Eukaryota, Fungi, Ascomycota, Dothideomycetes, Mycosphaerellales, Dissoconiaceae. The record is from RefSeq and is a predicted model, not a curated record.
UCGACAAUAAUGUCUUCCAACUUGGCGCGAAUCUACAAGCUUCUACCCUGUUCAUUCGUUGUGACCUGAUACUCUUCGCCGACGUGAUCGCAUUACAUAACCAUGCAAGCAUUGCUGUUCAGCCAUCAAACCUGGUCGUCGACUUCACGGAUAAUAUGGCCUCAUGCGAGGUCCUCAUCGCCGCAGCUCUCAGGACUACUAACAUCCGCCAGCAAGUCGAAGGACAUAUCUUCUGGGCCCACUUUGCUACUUUGACACGCGGUGCCUUCAACUACCUCACCGAGCAAAACUCACCGGAGCGGAUUCAGCAGCAUGAGCAAAUUACUGCCUUAGCAAUCCAACACCUACAGACGGCAGAGGAAAUCAGCAAGAAGUUUCCCGGUCCGACUAAUGGCCUCAUCGAGGAAAUCAAUGACAUCCGCCGCAUGCUGGGCGAGGGAACAUCAACGAGAGAGAUGCGCAUGAUCGUCACCGCCAUGGCGAAGGAGUUCAACGGCACGGGUCAUUGGUACCGUUGUGAGAACGGCCAUCCUUUUACCAUCGGCGAGUGUGGUCUGCCAAUGCAGCUGGCGAGGUGCCCGGCGUGCAAUGCGGGCAUCGGUGGUCGAUCUCAUCGCGCGGUCGAUGGAGUGACUCAUGCAGCAGAUAUUGAGCAACAGUUUGGAGACUUGCAUUUGUGAAAUUGAGAACGCGAUUUCGCCAUUGUGGCGUGCUUGAUAAUCGUCUUUUGUCGAGAUGAUGUUUACUCUCCGCCUGGAAAGAGCAACGAUGCACCAAUGUAAUGAUUGAUAUUUCGCGGAUGCUUGAACACUGAUCUUCAUAGUCUCAGCUUCCAUUUCCCAUACAUGAUACUUCUUCCAGUAGUAAAUCCCAUUUGGCCCGCAAUAACGUUGUCG